Molecule: messenger RNA, 5791 nt
Organism: Candoia aspera
Lineage: Eukaryota; Metazoa; Chordata; Lepidosauria; Squamata; Candoiidae
Gene: CLCN6
Product: chloride voltage-gated channel 6
Exons: 23
Coding region: 33-2639 (868 amino acids)
Biological process (GO): transmembrane transport; chloride transport
Cellular component (GO): lysosomal membrane; intracellular membrane-bounded organelle
Molecular function (GO): voltage-gated chloride channel activity
Source: RefSeq, a predicted model, not a curated record
GGGCGCCUGAGCGGGAUCCUUGAGGGGGGACGAUGGCGGCGGGGUGCCGGGGGGGCUGUUGCGGGUGCUGCUGCUGUGGGGAAAGAGAAAGCCGCACCCCGGAAGAGUUGACCAUCCUUGGAGAGACCGAGGAAGACGACGACGAAAUCCUGCCCCGUAAAGACUACGAGAGUCUGGAUUACGAUCGUUGCCUCAAUGAACCGUAUUUGGAAGUCCUGGAGAGUCUCGAUAACAAGAAAAGUCAGCGCUAUGAAGCCGUGAAGUGGGUGAUGGUUUUUGCCAUUGGAGUUUGCACAGGGCUGGUGGGCCUUUUUGUAGAUUUCUUUGUCCGCCUCUUCUCCAGAUUCAAAUUCCACAUUGUUCAGAACUCGGUGGAGGACUGCAGCGAGAAAGGUUGCCUGGCCAUCUCCCUGCUAGAGCUGCUGGGCUUCAACCUGACCUUCAUCUUUCUGGCCAGCCUCUUUGUCCUAAUCCAGCCAGUGGCUGCCGGCUCUGGCAUUCCAGAGAUUAAGUGUUACCUGAAUGGAGUCAAGGUCCCUGGGAUCGUGCGCCUUCGGACUCUCGUGUGCAAGGCCUUGGGGGUCCUUUUCGGCGUAGCUGGAGGUCUUUUUGUAGGAAAGGAAGGCCCCAUGAUCCACAGCGGUGCUGUUGUAGGGGCUGGCCUGCCUCAGUUCCAGAGUCUCUCUUUAAAGAAGAUCCAGUUUAAUUUCCCCUAUUUCCGAAGUGACAGGGACAAGAGAGACUUUGUUUCUGCGGGAGCGGCUGCUGGGGUGGCUGCAGCUUUCGGGGCGCCCAUCGGAGGGACACUUUUCAGCCUCGAAGAGGGGUCCUCCUUUUGGAACCAAGGCCUCACGUGGAAAGUGCUUUUCUGCUCCAUGUCAGCCACCUUCACACUCAACUUCUUCCGCUCCGGCAUUCAGUUUGGAAGCUGGGGGUCUUUCCAAUUGCCAGGGUUACUGAAUUUUGGAGAGUUCAAGUGUCCAGAAUCCAACAAAAAAUGUCACCUGUGGACCAUCGUGGACCUGGGUUUCUUCAUCCUGAUGGGGGUCGGUGGGGGGCUCUUAGGGGCCACCUUCAACUGCAUCAACAAGAGGCUGGCGAAAUACCGUAUGCGAAACGUGCACCCCAAGCCGAAGCUGGUCAGAGUCCUGGAGAGCCUUUUGGUGUGCCUAACCACCACCCUUGUGAUAUUCCUUGCUUCGAUGCUUCUCGGGGAAUGCCGACCUCUCUCUCCUGCUAACCAUGGAGACAACAGCUCCACUGGCCUGCAGGAUUCUUCAUCGGAGGAAGUUAAUUCAAGCAUCAGGACAUUCUUCUGUCACAACAACACUUACAACGACAUGGCAACCCUUUUCUUUAAUCCACAAGAGUCGGCCAUCUUGCAGCUUUUUCACCAGGAGGGUACUUUCAGCCCUGUCACGCUCUCUCUGUUUUUCUUUCUGUACUUCUUGCUCUCCUGCUGGACUUAUGGGAUUUCUGUGCCGAGCGGUCUCUUUGUCCCAUCGCUGCUUUGUGGGGCCUCUUAUGGACGCCUGGCGGCCAACCUCCUUGAAAGCUAUGUUGGCCUGGACCAUGUCUACUCAGGCACCUUUGCGCUGAUCGGAGCGGCCGCCUUCCUGGGCGGAGUGGUGCGCAUGACAAUCAGCCUCACCGUUAUCUUGAUCGAGUCCACCAACGAGAUCACGUACGGGCUGCCCAUCAUGGUCACCCUGAUGGUGGCCAAGUGGACAGGCGACCUCUUCAACAAAGGGAUUUAUGACAUCUAUGUGGACUUGCGUGGGGUCCCCCUGCUGGAGUGGGAGGUCAAGGCCGAGAUGGACAAGCUCAGAACCAGCGACAUCAUGGAGCCCAACCUGAUGUAUGUCUACCCGCACACCCGGAUCCAGUCCCUCGUCAGCAUCCUCCGCACCACGGUCCAUCAUGCCUUCCCGGUGGUGACGGAGAACCGGGCCUACGAGAAAGAAUUCAUGAAGUGGGACCAGCUUAUUAGCAACAAUAUUAAAUUCAAGAAAUCCAGCAUCCUCACCCGGGCGGCUGAGCAACGUAAGCGUAGCCAGUCCAUGAAGUCCUACCCCUCCAGCGAGUUGCGCAACGUGUGCGAUGACCACAGUGCAGCGGAGGAGCCCCCCGAGACAGAGGACAUGCUGCAACAGAUGUUGGAGCGGAAAUAUACUCCAUAUCCCAAUCUGUACCCAGACCAGUCGCCCAGCGAGGAGUGGACGAUGGAGGAACGCUUCCGGCCUCUGACUUUUCACGGCCUGAUCUUGCGCUCGCAGCUGGUCACCUUGCUUGUCCGAGGAAUCUGCUAUGCGGAGAAUCAGUCAAGUGCCAGCCAGCCUCGUCUGUCGUAUGCAGACAUGUCAGAGGACUACCCACGCUAUCCGGACAUCCACGAUUUAGAUCUCACGCUCCUGAACCCACGGAUGAUCGUGGACGUCACGCCAUACAUGAACCCUUCUCCCUUCACCAUCUCGCCCAACGCUCACAUCUCCCAAGUCUUCAACCUCUUCCGGACGAUGGGGCUCAGGCAUUUGCCGGUGGUGAAUGCUGUCGGGGAGAUGGUGGGCAUUAUUACCCGGCACAGCUUGACUCAUGAGUUCCUGCAGGCCAGGCUGCGGCAGCAUUACCACACCAUCUAACCACGUCUCCCGCCUCCAGAGCCUCCCCCGGGGGUUUCUGGGCCCACCGUGUGCACUUUAGUCGACAAAAUAGGCCUGUUCUUGUCCUCCUUGGAGCUGUGAAACGUAAAUCCUCUGGGCUAGGGAAAAAUGCACAUCUGGAAAAUCUUGGGAGCGGGCUGCCCUCUUCUCUUCUGGCAGCCAUGCCCUUCUCCGUGGCUUUGGGUCAAACCAUCAUAAUGCUUCAUUGCCCAGCCCUGCGGGCACCUGGAAGGACUGCACCUCCACCUUAUUCCAGAGAGAGAGAGUGUCGUCUUUCUCUUCUCUUGCUGACUUUUUUUGCAGAUCUUGCAGACUUCCCUCUCUCGGGCUGGUCGGGACACCCGUAUGUUUGCUCCAGACUUAGCUACCUGCUUCUCAGUUUAAUGUUUACACCUUUGGUAAGGCUGAAACAGGGCAAAAAUUUGGUUUUCCUCCUGGGGCUUUUGAUCCUCUGCUCUUUGCACGUGUGUGCGUGUCCCUUCUGCUCUUCCGCUUUCAUUCAUGGCUUUCGGAGGUCAACUGCCACGGUGCCAAGGAAGUCUCUGCUUCGGGGAAAUUCGGAGCGAGCCCUUGUUCCUCCGGAUCCUGAUUCGGGAAGUCUUCAAAAAACUUGCGAGUGUGGGAAACCAGAAGGGUUUGCAUUAAUGCAUGGAAGCUGCUGUCUGUGGGUUGCUAGAACGGGGGUCUUCCGGAGAGCUGUUGAACCUGAUUUUGGGCGGGGUCAUCUCCUUCGGGUGCUGAUAGAAAACAGCCUCCUUUUCCCCCCGGAAGGCAAUCUGAUGCACAGGCAGUUCGCUGCCAAGCAAUACUGAAUGUGCAGGAAAAAAAUCAAGCUUUUCUUGUCGGGGGGUGGGGGGGACCAUAUCUGGCAGGACCAAACCGGUACUUUGAUAUUUUCUUCCAUCCCUGCAUCAGCCCCACUCGCCAUCCGUCUCUUCUUUGCAUGCGGUUUUCCAGCUCGGCUGAUUCCCCCUGCCCUGCCCUGCCCUUUCGCUGUCCCCAAAUCCACCCCUUCCUCAGUGUCCGGCCGUCAGGAUGUUCUCUCCCAAUUCCUGGAAAUCCCGCUGUGGAAAUGGCUGCGCUAGGGUGACCCGCAGCGCGUCCCCGUAUAACUUCUGAGUUUUCCUGUUGUCUCAGCCAGACGCCGCCUGGAAGGGCCAGGGGUGGUAUUGUUCAUGCCCGCUCCUUUGUCCUCGGCAGGUGGCUGUUUCCCUCGCCCUGGCAUAACCCUCCCUGCAUCGCUGCCACCCGGCUUUUCCUCUGCGGCCACAGUCCGGCCCUCCCCUCCCCUUCGCCAAAUCUGGUUUUCACAGAGAGUCUGUAAUUUGCAACUGGGGAGGGGGCAGGGGAGGAUGCAUUUAAUAGUUAGGAGGAAUGCCCAGGUAGGACCGAAAUGGAUCUUGCGGGGUGGGGGCUCUGCAGCGGCUCCAGCAGCGUUCAAGAGGUUUUCCAUCCUCGCCGGGUCACACAGAGCCUCGAGCUGGCUGUGACCGGUCUGGUCUUUCCAGCAAGCCUCAUCCCGCCUGGCUGUUGUGCCGGCUAUUCCGGCAGACUCCUGUCUUUGUAGCUUGGUGUGUGUGUGUGUGUGUGUGUUUUUAACCUUUGCAUAAAUCUGUCUCAGGGGAAGGCAGAACCUGAGCCUUGGAAGAGUGGGGGCCACAGAGCUGAUACAGCCUUGAUAAAGCACAGCUGUCGAGGUCCGCAGGAGGAGGGAGGGCAUUCCUGGGAAAGACCCUGCGCUCCCCGGUUUCCCCCUCGGUCCCCUCUGGGUACAGGAUUUAAUCUGUGCAGCUGCCCCAGUCCCCUUGGGGCUCCCCUGCAGGAGAGGGGCACCUGUUUGUGCCAGGCAAGGGGCUAGUUUAGUCCCUUGUGGCAUCAAAAUGUGGCUGGGUCCUCCCCAAAUUCCCAGGGGGGCCUGUAGCAGUCUGCAUUCUGCAAGGCUGCAGUCUUGAGGGGCAGCUGCUCAGUUCUAAGGAUUCCCUGCUUAUUUGCCCGCUGAUUUUAUCAGCAGCAAAAUAAGGAAUCCAGCCCUUGUUUUGCGGCUCGGUCUGCAAAUGGGAUACGGCCAUUACCAGUCUUCAGAGGGAGGGCAUUGCACAGGCAAGAUUUUUCAUGUGUUCUGAUGCUAAUUAAGUUACCAGUGCAGCGUAGCCUUUUUUUUUUUUUUCCUCCUUGCUUUCCAGUAAUAGAUUAUUUCUACAUAUUUUGGAGAAAUGUGGGGUGGGGGCCGAGCAGGAGUGCAAUUUUGAAUACUGGUUCUGUCUACUCAGGACAGGAAUGGCUUUGCAGCGUUUAUUUUUGUUCACCUUUCUGGGAUACUCUGUUGUGUCUCUCCCCCCCUCCCCAUUCCUAACCCUCCUUUCUUUGCUCCAUCUCGACCCAAAUGAGAUUGCAGCUCCUUUGCCCCCCCCCCCCGGCUCUUGACCUUAAAAAAAAAUAAUAAUAGGGACAGAUCACUCUGCAAGGUGCUACCGCCCUCAAACUUCCCUUUGCCCUCUUUACAACCGUUUCUGGUUAGAACAGGUCCUGUUUUAGCCUUGUUAGCAACUCUUGACAGCUGUCUUUUGGGCUGACUGGCACAUGAAAUAUGUCCACCACUUUUCCCCCUCCGCUGCCCUGCCUUUCACUGCAUCAGCCUGUUCCAUCUGCAACUGGAAAUUCCAGAAAGACCAAAAUUAUUGUGGCUGGCUUGCAGCUUUGUGUAGUGGGCAAAAUGGGCAUUUAAUUCUAAAGUGUGGGGUAUAAAUGACAAUUUUGUAUGCAUUUCUGCCUGUUUGUGUUAGUGAAAGAGACCAAUGCUCUAUUUUCCCAGGGAGCUGAAGUUGUUUUGUUCUGCUUUGCUUUGAGAAUUUCAGAAUUGCAGAGAGAGAGGAAAAUAAAAAUAACUUGUUUGAUGUCUGUUUAUCCAGCUAAGCUAGCUGUUUCUGCUCAUCCUUUAAAAGUGGAUGGGGGAAAAAAGUUCCAAACUAAUAUUUUGGCAGUUUUGUAUGAUUGCUGGCCAGUUAAGGCUUCCCCCCUCACUUCUGGAAGCUUGAAAGUGUUGGAGGGCAAAAAAAUGGCAUUCUCUACUGGGUUCGUCUGUAUUACCCAACUGCUGGCAUCUUGCUAGGUUGGGAAUAAAAAUACCUUUA